AUGGCAUUACAGAGAUUUAGAAACACAGAAAAGAAAAUAGAGAAAGAUCCAGUUGUGAAAGAAGCGUAUGAAACAACACUACAGAAAUAUCUAAAUAAAGGUUAUAUAACGGUAGUUAACCCGAAUGAAAGUUUCAAUAACACACCAAUUCGGUAUGAAUUCAAAACACUGGUGUUUGGAGUUAAUGCAUCACCAUUUCUAGCCCAAUAUGUUUCUAGACAUAAUGCUGAAUUACAUAAAGAAGAAUAUCCACGUGCUGCAGAAACGGUCUUUAGUUCAACAUACAUGGAUGAUAGUAUGGAUUCUGUGUCUACCGUAGAAGAAGGUAUUGAAUUGUAUUAUCAGCUAUCAGAACUUUGGGCGAAAGCAAACAUGUAUGCAAGAAAAUGGCUGUCAAAUUCGGCUGACGUACUAGAAAAAAUCCCCACUGAGCAUAGAGCUUCUAAAGUUGAACUGGACAAAAAUGACUUGCCAACUGUAAAAACACUUGGUGUAUCAUGGUUAGCUAAUGAAGAUUGUUUUAUUUUCAAUGUGCAAGAGUCGGAUAACUAUACAACAUUGACAAAGAGAACAAUUCUAAGAAAAAUAACGACUAUAUUUGAUCCACAUGGUUUUGUUGCACCAUAUAUCGUGCGAGCAAAGAUUCUGAUGCAGGAAUUAUGGUUAGCUGGAUUAGAUUGGGAUGAAAUUGUUCCAAAUGAAAUGAAUGAAACAUUUUUGAGGUGGUUAUCUGAAUUGAAAGAACUUAAACAAAUCAAAAUACCAAGAUGUAUAAGACAUGAACAUUAUGUUCAGCCAAAAAGAGUAACAUUACAUGCAUUCGGAGAUGCAUCAGAAAAAGCUUACGGUUCAGUAGUGUAUGGUCGCUGUAAAGAUUCUGAAAAUAACAUUUCGGUUAGACUCGUUGCAGCAAAAAGUAGAGUAGCGCCGGUUAAGACGAUAAGUAUUCCUAGAUUAGAGCUUUUGGCAGCUGUUCUGUGCUUGAAACUUACAUUGUUAAUUUGUGCUGCACUGAACAUUUGUAUUAACAAUUGCACAUUUUGGACAGAUAGUAUGAAUAUUUUACAUUGGAUACGAAAUAGAAGCACAAUUUUCAAAUCAUUUGUUGCUAAUAGAAUUGGAGAGAUUCAGUAUCAUUCAAAUCCUAUACAAUGA
Mercenaria mercenaria is the source of this 1155-nucleotide messenger RNA. RefSeq lists its product as uncharacterized. The record is from RefSeq and is a predicted model, not a curated record. The transcript is spliced from 2 exons. NCBI's taxonomy places the organism in Eukaryota, Metazoa, Mollusca, Bivalvia, Venerida, Veneridae. Bases 1 to 1155 code for a protein of 384 amino acids.